Molecule: messenger RNA, 951 nt
Organism: Kalmanozyma brasiliensis GHG001
Lineage: Eukaryota; Fungi; Basidiomycota; Ustilaginomycetes; Ustilaginales
Product: Small-subunit processome, Utp11
Exons: 1
Coding region: 1-951 (316 amino acids)
Biological process (GO): rRNA processing
Cellular component (GO): nucleolus; small-subunit processome
Source: RefSeq, a predicted model, not a curated record
AUGUCGGGCUCCUCACUACGCAACGCCGUGCAUCGGCGCAACCACAAGGAGCGCUCCCAACCCGUCGGGCGCUCCAAACUAGGUCUCCUCGAGAAGCACAAAGACUAUGUCCUGCGUGCGAAGGAUCACCACCGCAAGGCGGCCCAGAUCAAGCGGUUGACCGAAAAAGCAGCCAUGCGAAACAAGGACGAGUUUUACUUUGGCAUGAUCAACUCCAGCACCAAGAAGGGCGUUCACCAGCAUGCGAGGCCGGGGGAUAGUCUGGACAACGACGUGGUGGCGCUGCUGCGGACGCAGGACGUGGGGUAUGUGCGACGGACGAUUGUGGGCGAGAGGAAGAGGGUGAGGGGGUUAGUGGAGAGGUUGGCGCCUGCUGUGGGGGGAUUGGGCGCGGAGUGGGUGGAUGCGAAAGCGGGGAGGAGGGAGACGCUGGAGAGGGCGGGGCUGUUGAAUGUUGGGAAGGGGAAAGGCAGCGGGACGACGGGCAAGAAGACCGUUUGGCUGGACGACGCUGACGCUCUCCGAGCAUACAACGCUCCAUCAGCAUCACAAGCACCACAAACCGAGGAAUCGUGGAUAGAUGAUCUCUCCGACACAUCCGACAUCGAAGACGACGACUCCCCUAUCCCAUCUACAACCAGCACAUCGUCAAAAGGCGCAAAACACUACGGCUACCUCGUCACAGAGCUGCAAUCCCGUUACGCGAGACUGGACCAGCUCCAGAGCGCUGCGGAGAAGCUCGAUCUCGUGCGCGCGCUCAUGACGCACAAGGGCGGCCGAAGUCAGGUGGUCAAGCAGAAGAAGAAGGAUAGUCUCACGGACGCCGUGGCGAAAGGGAAAGUGACCAAGAAUGGGUUGGCAUUGGUGGAUACCGAUGAUGAGGACGAGGAUGGGGAGAAGAAGGGGAAGGUGGCGAAGGUGUACAAGUUUGGCAAGGAGAGGAAGCGCUGA